This is a messenger RNA of Pochonia chlamydosporia 170, 1617 nucleotides long. Its product is annotated as amino acid permease family protein. The coding region runs from base 1 to 1617 and encodes 538 amino acids. The record is from RefSeq and is a predicted model, not a curated record. Gene Ontology annotation, biological process: transmembrane transport; amino acid transport. Lineage: Eukaryota; Fungi; Ascomycota; Sordariomycetes; Hypocreales; Clavicipitaceae. Gene Ontology annotation, cellular component: membrane. The transcript has a single exon. Gene Ontology annotation, molecular function: transmembrane transporter activity.
AUGGACCUUGAGAACAAUGACACAUUUGUAAAGCCAACUCUCUCCGCGCCACAAGAUGCCAAGGAUGCGUUCGACCUCGCGGGUAUGGGCCAUGAACAGGCCAUGACCCGCAAAUUCAGCCUUUGGAGCAUGCUCGCCAUGGCCUUUUGCGUGUUGAGCUCAUGGGCAGCUAUUUCGGCAACCUUUCAAACAGGGCUUGAUAACGGCGGCCCCAUCACCAUUCUCUGGGGCAUGAUAUUGAUCACUGCUGUAAACCUUUGCAUCGCCGUCUCCCUGGGCGAACUGUGCAGCAGCAUGCCAACGGCUUUGGGUCAAGCUUACUACGUGUACAAGCUGUACUCUUGCGAGGUUGGCCGGCUCCUCUCCUAUUUGUGUGCUUGGACGAAUAUCUUUGGCUGGUGGACAGCCAGCGCGUCUCUGGUGGCCUUUAAUACCAAUUUCAUUCUUGGUUUGAAACUCAUCUAUGACCCUGAGUGGGAAGGUGUCAACGAGCCGUGGAUAAGUUUCGUUGUCUAUCUUGGGUUUUCACUAUUUGUCACCGUUGUCAAUGUGGUGGGAUGUCGAAAAGACCAGUUUCUGCCCUGGUUAAACAACCUCAUGGGCAUUUUGCUCGCUGCUCUGUUCCUUGUCUUCUCGCUGGCAUUCAUCAUUGCGGUGGCUACCAACGAUCACCUCUCAUUCCGCCCACCGUCAUUCGUAUUUGCUACAUGGAUCAAUAAUACGGGUUGGUCUGAUGGCGUGGUGUGGUUUCUAGGUCUGUUGCAAUCUGCGUAUGGCUUGACGGCUUUCGACUCAGUUAUUCACAUGGUUGAAGAGAUGCCUGAUCCACGCCGCAAUGGUCCCAAAGCAAUAUACCUUGCCGUCUUGUCGGGAGCAGUUACCGGCUUCUUCUUCAUGAUGAUCUGUCUCUUUUGCAUGCAAGAUAUCGACACCAUCAUAGACAGCCCGACAGGUCUGCCUUUCAUUGGCCUCGUCCAGGCGAUAAUGGGCGACAACGGUGCCGCUGCUCUCAUCGCUCUCUACCUCGUGGCUUGCAUUGGCCAAGGUGUGAGCGUCGCAACAACCGCAUCACGGCUAACUUGGGGAUUUGCUCGCGACGGCGGGUUCCCUUGGAGCAGUUACUUGUCCAAGGUAGACCCGGUUUGGAAGGCACCUGUCCGGGCAAUUUGGGUACAGGGGAUUCUUACAUCCCUUGUUGGAGUUCUAUACCUCUUCUCCACUACCGUCCUGACAGCUAUUGUCAGCGUCAGCACGGUAGCAUUGAUGAUUUCAUAUGGUAUCCCCAUUUCCACCCUCCUAAUCGUGGGGCGAGACAAGCUCUGCCCAGGACCAUUCCGGCUGGGAAAAUGGGGAGCUCCUAUCAACUAUGUCAGCGUGGCUACUUGUGCAAUAACUACAGUCUUUUUCUUCUUCCCCGCGAGUCCGAGCCCCGACGGUAGUAAUAUGAACUAUGCCAUCGCCGUCUUUGGCGUCAUGGUUGUAGUGUCGUUGGGUUUUUGGCUCGCCCGAGGCCAUCGUACCUAUAUGAGAACAGAAGAGGCAACUCAGGAUAUUAUCUUAGCUCACCAACUAGGAGCACAGAUUUCUCGAGAAAAUUCCAUCGAGAAGAAGGAGUAG